This is a messenger RNA of Aspergillus novofumigatus IBT 16806, 4086 nucleotides long. RefSeq lists its product as uncharacterized. The coding region runs from base 431 to 3754 and encodes 1107 amino acids. NCBI's taxonomy places the organism in Eukaryota, Fungi, Ascomycota, Eurotiomycetes, Eurotiales, Aspergillaceae. The record is from RefSeq and is a predicted model, not a curated record. The transcript has 7 exons.
GUUCUUUCAGAAUAAAUCUAUCAUUAUCUGCAUGUCUGCUUGGACGCACUCCGUUUCUUUGACCUCCUCGGUCUUAAUAUCACAUGUCACUUUUGCCUUAGGACUGAGAUAUCAACUUAGCCCUCGUUUGGAUCAAGAACAAUAUUCAGCACUCCUGGGAUAAGUUGUCUUGCUGUCACCUCGUCUCUCUUCUCAGGAGCACCAGUGUUGAACACUUCCUGCAUGAUAUCCUCAUGUGUAGCUGUUGACUCUACUCAGUCAUAGGACAACCCAGCUGGAAUAGGUAUGCUUCCCUGCUUAUCUCUCGUUCCCGUGUUUCGAUUACUGGGAAGUGACGUUCGAUAGACGCAUUUUGAGAGGGAUAGUCUGUGACAGGACACUUUUUGCUGCUCCUUGGCUCCUCGCAGGGCAGUCGACCAGGCCACACAAGAUGAAGCAUGAUGCACGUUCAGCAAAGCUGAAAGGAAAGCGCUCAGCUCCCAAUCUCAGAACAAAAAGAAGUGCCAUCAAUAUUCCUGCCAGCGGCAAAGCGCGUAAAGCGAUCAAGCAAAACUAUGUACCAGGCCAAGGCCCCGAGAGUCGGAUCAACGAAUCGAAUGAUAAGCAAGAUGGCGAGUCUCAGUCGAAGGAAGUCCCACGAUUUAUGCUGUUCACUGAGACCAAGAUUAAGCCUGUCGAGUAUCGGCCACCGCGUCAAUACACAGGUCCUGCUAUUCCUAAGAUUAUGGGAAUUGAACCGAUGUUCUUUCGGCCGAAACCGGUUGAGACCAAGCAAGAGACACGGAAAGAGAGGAUCCUGAAGGAGAUCAGAAAGAGGUAUCAAGUCAAGAAAGCUCGUGUGAGAGGCAUCGUGAAGAAUCUUAGGAAUAUCAGAGCGCUCAGGACGUUGCAUGCGCUGAAGGCUUCUGUGAAGGCGAUGCGUAAGGAUGCGCAAGAACGGCUUCUCGAGUGCAAGCCAAUUUAUCAUAUCAAGGAGAUCAAAGAGCUCAGGCGAGCCUCGAUGAUUCUUGGCCUACCUAGGCUUCAGAAGAGACCGCUGUCAACUUUGUCUAUAGGAAGCACCAUCACACUCGGGAACUGUCGACGAUACUCUGAAAUCUCAGUAUACAGCAGGGCAGCGGAUUCUCCGAAGCUCGCAGAGCUUUUCGCAGAGGCUGGCACUAGUACACAGGUCGAAGACGGACCCGGCCCUACAAUAGUGAAUGAAGACGAGGACCGCACAGUGCGCCAGUCCCUGUUGUUUUUCUCAGAUGUGGCCUCUCUUAUUCAAACACAUCCAAAUUUUAGAAAUUCUGGCGAAGGUAUCACCCGCACUGAGUCUUUAGCAUCUUCUUCCUCUUUCCUUCAGCAGCAGAGUAGUCGUCCACUGUCACUCUCGUCAUCCAUCCUUCAAUAUCACAGCUUCUCCAAUAACCUCUACGGAGUUUCCCCUCGAUCUUCUUUCUCAGAUACUUCUUCUGACCUGACGAUCACCCCCCUAAGAAUCCAGAAAAAAGCCAGGAUGCCACCCGAACCAGGUUCGGCGUCAAAGGACCCCUUUGUUGACUCUUCGACUGGUGGCAGUAACACCGCAGACAACCCUGGUAACACGCCUCAGUCUCCAGUAUCUGAAGGUGUCGUGGAGAAUACAGCAGAAAACGCUGCAGACACUGCAAAACCAGACCAGGACAACACAAUCUCUUCUGAGUCUUCAAGACCUGAGGCUCUCAAUCAAGACAAAAACACUAACAAAGAUACACCUCGACAUGCAAGCCAUGGAACUCGUAUCCAUGCCCCGGCUUCCCAGAAGUUGGGUACUGCAGGAAACCAACAGAAAGGCACGCGAGUGACUUCUGAGCACCGUAGCUCAAUCCCUGUGGCGGUCCGAAAAGUUGGCACGGAGCAUCAGAACAUGCCUGAAGUUGGCUCUAGUGGACACGAGGCUGGUGAAACCCGUGCCACUGAAAGUACUCGCAGGCCUCAUGUGUCGCCUUUCCAGCAUCAAAUAAAUACUCUGUGGGGGUAUAUACGAGAUGAAGACAUAGCAAACGAGGUUUCCCGCUACUCAUCCACAUCGUCCUCCAGUGGCGACUGGGAUGAUGAGCAGGAUGACGAAGACGAGCUUGAGAGGCCCACCGGUUACACUGGCGAUAAUCGUCAGCCAUUCGAGCGAUCUGCUCAAUGCUUCUACGGACCACGUCUGCAGAUCGCGGCGUCGGCGGAAAACGUUAUCAUGGGCACCCCGAAGCUUUCUUCGAAAUCGUCUCCUGAUCUCAAAAGAGACGCCCCUCGUACUGCUACACAGGGUAGCUCUCACAACGCACGCCUCGGUCAGCAGAGUUCCAGAUCGGUUGAAGGAGGUCAUGAAGCAAAGAUCAGCCCUGCUGGAACCCCUGAAGCUUCUCGGAACUUUUGUCGCCCCCGGCCUUCUCUUGAGAACAUCUCCAGAAGGGACUUCAGUGGACGUGAGCUUUCUAUUCCACGAAAACCUGUUGGUAGCCCAAGCUUGACCGAUCUCCACAAUCCCAGUUCGAAUGAACUUCCGUCUCAGUACGUGGUGCCUACUGUGCCCAAGAUUCCAGAUGAACAUAAUGCGUUCUUGAACAAGGACAAACCUUUGCCUGAACUGAAACCUGCGAGGGCCAAAGGGGCAGCAGCCGCUGACAGCCGGCAUCCUACCCGGACGUCCUCGCUACAGUCGGUUCCCGCUAGUCAAGGAGAGUCUGCCAUGACUACUCCUCGCACUCCCAGUAUACCACACCCAGACGGCGCAACAGAUUUGGAACGCACUGUGACCUUUGACGAUAUCGUGCUCGAAAACAAACAUAGCGCACAGCGCGGAAAAGGCAGGUUCCCAGACUCGAGGAGCAAUCGCAUGCUUGACAGCUUUCGCAACAUCUUCAAGCAUAAGAAUGCCGCUGAAAAAGCACGUAUGAAGAAUCAAGAGAGCACCGACGCUGCGGUAGAAGAGUCUGCAGACCAGGCUCAAAGCGGCGCAGUCGAUCGUGCUAGUAAGGAUGAUGGUAAAUUUGAAUCGGCAACGACAGCCUCUAAGCCACGAAUCAAGUCCCCCAGACUGCCCGAACGAGCUGGUUGGAGCAAGGGUGCUCGCAGCAUUAGUGCCCCUAUCCAUGUCUCACCCGGAGCGUUCCCGACUCCUACUUCCUCAUUAUCUUCCAUCCCGGCCCCUUCGCCACGUGUCUACGAGGAACACCAAACUCCCUCGUUUGCUAGGCCUACCAAGUCAACACGUACUAGAGCGGCCACAAACCCUAGGUUGCGAACCCCUGUUGCUGCAGAUGGUCGCUCCCGGAGAACUUCAGCGAUGGCAGCUUCUACUGGAAGCCCGCAGCGCUCGACCCGCGUUUCUCGUCAUCUCAGAUCAGCGACUGGAUCCAAGAAGGCAUCACAGGCCAAAAAGAUCACAGAAGAACAGGCAGCGAUCUCCGAGUCUCCAGGGGCUGCUUAUUCCCAGACAACUCAUACCUCAAACACAGAUUGGUUGAAUCUUCCUAAGGAGCAGAAAGAUGAGGAGAUCUCUGCCUUUAUUCCUCGGAUUUUCCGAGAGAUAUGUGAAGAGACGGACAGGGAUAAGAGAGCAGAGAUGCUUCGGGAAACUCUCUCGCUCAAGCAUCAACUGGAUACUGUGAACAACGCGCGUGCGGUUGUUACAGAAGCCGAGGAGACGCUACGCAAGAAAAUGGAAAAGAAAACCGUUGCGGAGCGAGCUCUAUAUGAGAAGUUUCUUCAAGCUCGGACCAAAGUCGCCUCUUAGAGUGUCAGCUCAUGACUUGCACGACUGAUGACGAUUACGGAGUAUCACUUUCACCUGAUUUCUGUCUUAUGACUGACGAAUGAAUGAGCAAUGACAUUUUUUGCUGUCUUGCGUUUUUGAUACCCUGGCCUCGGUCAUCGUUGAGUCGAUUCACACGUUUCUUUACUUAUCUCUUUGUUGACCUUCAUUCAACCCUAACUCAGGCUGCGUAUGAUGGUUUCCUUUUUGUUGGUUUCAGUUGCUCCUUCUGCUUGUCUUCUUCUUUGGUGUUUCAACUGGGCAAAAAAACAAAAUUCACAAAAAAAAGGCUUCUGUCCGAGUGAGCACUGCAG